UUGGGGCGGAAGUGAACCUACCGGGGUUUGAGGGUCUGUUUCAGUGAGAUGAACCAGGCGGGAAUUUAGUCCUGUUACAAUUAGCGGCUCUGGAGGGCGCGAGGAUUUACUGUGAUGUGAUUGCCGGCCAGCUCCCAGCCUGGCACUGAUAGUACCGAAGGGAGACCCCACAGGGACUCGUCCAAAUGGGAGAGGAGGGGACAGGGGGCACCGUGCAUCUGCUGUGCCUCGCGGCCUCCAGCGGGGUCCCCCUGUUUUGCAGGAGCAGCCGAGGCGGUGCCCCAGCCCGUCAGCAGCUACCGUUCUCUGUCAUCGGCUCCCUCAAUGGAGUCCAUAUGUUUGGCCAGAAUUUGGAGGUGCAGCUGAGCUCUGCGAGAACAGAGGACACGACCGUGGUGUGGAAAAGCUUCCAUGACAGCAUCACCCUCAUUGUCCUGUCGUCAGAGGAGGGCACCUCGGAGCUGAGGCUGGAGCGACUGCUCCAGAUGGUAUUUGGGGCCAUGGUUCUUCUUGUAGGACUUGAAGAACUUACGAAUAUCCGCAACGUAGAGAGACUGAAGAAAGAGUUGAGGGCCAGUUAUUGCCUCAUCGACAGCUUCCUGGGGGAGCCGGAGCUCAUCGGGGACCUGACCCAGUGUGUGGACUGCGUGAUUCCUCCAGAAGGGUCACUCCUGCAGGAAGCCCUCUCUGGCUUCGCUGAGGCCGCAGGGACGGCCUUUGUCAGUUUGGUGGUGUCUGGCCGAGUGGUGGCAGCGACCGAGAGCUGGUGGCGGCUGGGGUUGCCUGAGGCCGUGCUGCUUCCGUGGCUGGUGGGAUCUCUGCCCCCGCAGGCCGCUCGAGACUACCCGGUGUACCUACCACACGGGAGCCCCACGGUCCCGCACAGGCUGCUGACCCUGACGCUGCUGCCGGGCCUGGAGCUGUGUCUGCUCUGCGGGCCGCACCCACCCCUCAGUCAGCUAGAUCCACAGCUUCUGGAGCGCUGGUGGCAGCCCUUGCUGGACCCGCUGCGGGCCUGUCUGACGCUGGGGCCCCGAGCGCUGCCGGACGGCUUCGCCCUGCACGCGGACAUCCUCGGGCUGCUGCUCCUGAACCUGGAACGGAAACGCUGCCUCUUCACGGUGCAAGCCUUGGGGGACAAAGAGCCUGCCCCGGAGCAGCGCCGGCGCCUCCUCCGGAACUUCUACAGCCUGGUCACCACCACCUACUUCCCACCGGGUCGGUGGCCGGCGCGGUGCCCCGCUCACGGAGCGACCCUUGAGUCCCAGGUCGCACAAGAGCCAGGGCCGCCGGAGAAGGUGGAGGAUGCGGGCCACGGGGCCCAGCUGCCCAGAGCUUGCUACCUCGUGUUGGGCCCAGGAAUGGGGUGGCAAGUAGUGGCCCUGCAGCUGGGGCCUCGGCAGCUCCUGCUGCUGCUGUCUCCUCAGAGCCCCACCCAUGGGCUUCGAGCCCUGGCCACCCACACGCUGCAUGCCCUCACCCCGUUCCUGUGACCACGAGGAGCCAGCGGCAGACCCAGACACGGACCUGUUAGCGUCUCUCUGUUUAUUCGCUCACAAUAAUACACAGCCCCUGGACGGGGAGGGGGCAGGAGGGGCUACGACGGGGCGGGGGAGGGGAGGAGGCACCCACUUCCCUGGCCCCUCUCCCCUCUGUGCUUGGGGGUGACAGGGAGGAAGGGGCUCCCCCUUACUCCCCAGAAUGUAAACAGCAGCAGAUGAACAAAAAUAAAAAUACAAAAGGCUGGAGGAAGGUCCAGGCAUCCCCCA
Chinchilla lanigera (long-tailed chinchilla) is the source of this 1769-nucleotide messenger RNA. RefSeq names its product fuzzy planar cell polarity protein (gene Fuz). The transcript is spliced from 11 exons. The coding region runs from base 186 to 1493 and encodes 435 amino acids. Gene Ontology annotation, biological process: non-motile cilium assembly; vesicle-mediated transport. The record is from RefSeq and is a predicted model, not a curated record. NCBI's taxonomy places the organism in Eukaryota, Metazoa, Chordata, Mammalia, Rodentia, Chinchillidae.